AGACAUUACAAUUUACAGUUUUGUGGUUAUGUUUGAUUUAAUAGAAUUCCUCCAUUGAACUGUCUGAUUAAAUUUUUCAGCAUGAAAAAUAACUUUAUAAUCCGUUUGCAAAGUCCAAUAAACAAUUCUCAAGAAGUUUUAUUAUAGUUUCAUUUACUUGACAUUGUAUUAAUUAAUGGCUGAGUUAUCAAUGCAAUAAGAAUCUAUUUUGAUAGCCUAUAUUGCAUUAAGUUAGAAGUAUCAUCAACUAUGGCUUCUGAUAUUGACAUAGAGAGAAAGAGCAAUCCUGCUGCCAUGGAGGAGAAUCGACUAGCCACUUUUAAAAACUACAUUGAUCAUCUUGCAGGCCAUACAGAUGAAUGUAUAAACUUUUUGGGCAUGGAACACUCCUACUCAAAGCCAGGGACAUGGCAUCCGCUCAACAACCAUUCUCAACCAGUUAAAAUGUUGUUUGCUUCCAAGUGUAUGGCUGGAGAAAGGGGCGGCGAUGAUGUUGACACAGUGGCCAGGAACAGACAGCCGCAUCCUCCGUACGAUGUGACCAAGGCUCGCCAGGCCAUGGAGGAGAGUGAGAAGCUGGUCAGUCUGGUGCGAGCUGAUGACGAGAGAGGCGACGACUGGGAUGAGUUGAUAGACAAAUCAACUUGGACACCAAAUGAUAUUAAAUAUUUCAAUCAAGCUGUGAAAAUCCUUCAUACGGAUCGUUUGGCGAGAUUGGCUUACAAAGGAAAUGUGAAUGAGCCAGUGCUGAGGCGUAUCACCAUUGACAAAUCGGCCAGGAAGCUCAGGCGUAUUCUGGCAUUGGUCAACUGGCGGCUGGAAUCCAUCCAAUGGCUGCACUCACUUCUCAUGGAAUACCUCAGUGCUCCUUAUCUUGUAGCCUACUUCGACAUUAUUCAGACGUUGAAGUGGAAGAUUCCGCAGCUUGUCGAUAGGAUGACGGCGGCGCCACUCGGCCGAAAUGGAAUGAUUGUAUCUGAAGCACUGACCCAGUUGAUGAAAAGAUCUUGGGAUCCGGUCAAUCUUGGUGGAUCACAUCACAGAACUAACAAGUUGCCUGGCGAUCCAAUCAUAGUUGUGGUGCCUUAUUGUCCUGGAAAUGGAUUUCCAUCAAACUCCAGACCGUAUCAUUGGCUUACCCAUCUUUCAAACCUUGGAACUCUGAUAACAGUCAUCACAGGAUCGAUUGCUUCCCGAACGAGCACAGCGAGCUGCCUUGAGCAGAUGAUCAAUUCGACGAGAGCGAAAAUCUCCGAACUGCGAUCCGAUUACCCAGGCCGUCCGAUUAUACUUGUUGGCCUGUCGUGUGGCGCUGCUGUUGCUUGUCAGGUAGCGCUGGUGGAAACGGUGACAGCGGUGGUUUGCUUUUCGUUUUCGCUGCACACAGUCGACGAGAAGCGCGGCCAGCCUGACGACGCCAUCCUCGACCUCCAGUGUCCCGUUCUCUUUGUCAUGGGACAGAACGCCUCUCUGUCAAGUGUGGAAGGGAUGGAAGAGCUGAGAGAACAGAUGAGGGCCGAAAAUGGACUGAUAGUUGUGGGCGGGGCCGAUGACCAGCUGCGAAUCAGCAGAACAAAGAAGAAGACCGACGGACUCACGCAGAGCAUGGUGGACAGGUGCAUUCUGGAUGAAGUAUCGGAUUUCUUGGGAGGCAUUCUGGAGAAAAUCUACGAAUCGCCGAGAUCGUCACGGCCCACCCUUCCUCCCCAUCCUUCGUUCACCAUUGAGCAGCGGCGCAUCUACAACAGCAAUCGAAUGGGCACCGAGCGCAAACGAAAGUCCACCGACCAAAGUGACCCUGACGCCCCUCCUCGUGUACCUGCCAAACGAGGCCGUAAGCCAAAGUCACUCAGCACACAGACUCCAAAGGCAACUGACUCCAAAAGGCAGAAAAUCAAGCAGCCCGCCACACCUCGUUCCUCGAACAUAAUUCAAUCGGGAAGCGCAACAGUGUUGGGCGGUGGCAGUCCGAUAGUGAGUGCGGCAGCUAUGACAGUGACUGUGCCAAGUAACAGCAGCAGCAGCAGCAUCACAAAUGCCACCACCAUUUCGCCGACCAAGCCGACUCUGACCGGCCUGCGUCUCGGCCCCGACCCCAACGCCAAUGCCAACUCUGAAGCGAAGACUGUGCAGCUGAGCAUCCAGAACGGCGUCGUCAGGCCUGGCUCCUCUGCUCUCUGCUCCGGCGAGGGAGGCAUCACGGUUGUCGGCUCUGCACCCAUUCCACCCACUUCCAAAGAUAUCGUUAUUCAAGUGCCAGGAAGCGCAAAAUCAAGAUCACCUAUGUCCACUCACAGCUCCAUGUCAUCGUUGUCCACCUUGCUUCAACAGCCGUCUCCUACUAUCGUUGUUUCACCCAGUAAGCAAAGAGAAGAGAUCAUACACAGUGUGUCAGCCGUGGACCAAUCGAACCUUGUGGAAGAGCUGACUCCCGACCGACUGCUGGAGUUGCCCGUGAUCUUCGAGGACCAGCAGCUGGAUUCGCCCCCCCAUCCGCACCCACAGCCCGCCGAAUCCACCUUCAAAGUGUUUGUGAGCAACAAGACGCCGCCGGCGGCCAAUCACAGCACAGUGCCUGUCAUCAAGGUACGGCCCGGCCAGCAGGGCUUGAAGUACACCAAGAUAGUGCUGCGCAAGAAGGAGGACAAGGGGGAGAGUGUGUCGGCGGCCAGUGUGUUUGUCACCGAGGGUGCCGGCGACGACAGGGGCACUCCGCGCAUCCGACACAUCCCCGCCACUCAGCACUCUCAGUUCUGUUGAGCGACAACCUUAUCUUCUUGUAACUCUGGAUCUGUUGGUCUUAGGCCCGGUUUCUAGGACACUUAUUAAAUCUGAUAGAGAAUCAAACCAAAGAGAAAAUAUAACAUAAGAUAUCCCAUGGUACAGAGCGUUCAUGUUCCAAAUUCCACUGUUAACUCAAGCUGAUAGUUCUAGUAGUUGUUUUUAGUGAAGCUAUGUGACGCUGGUAGUCUCUUAAACGACCUUUGUCAUGGGAUAUCAUCUUAUACUAUCUUUUCUCUAUGAUUAAACUUAUAGAUUUACUAUAAAUCUUAUAGUGAAGGUACUAAAGCUACUUUAGAAUUUAAUAUAUUUACCAAAUAUUUAAUUGUCUACUAGAUGAUAAGUGUCAUAGAAACCGGGCACUAACCUUAUAGGCAUUGUAGAUUUGUUUUUAUGAUCACAACACACUUAUUUACCACCAACAUACAUUCAAUAUUUUUCUUCACUUUUACCAAUCUAAUCAUUCACAAAGUACCAGUUUCAUAAUUAUUAUCCUGUAAUUAGUUGUAAAGUUGAAAAAAUGUAUUCUUAUCAUCCAUAUUAAUUUUGGUUUUUGCAUAUUCAAAUAUUAUAAUUGAUUUAUUAUUAAGUAACGUACAUCACAAUAUUGGAAUACAAAUCAGGAGCUAUCACCAAACUUCUUCUGUGUUGAAGAGACAUAAUCAAUCUUUUGUCGAUUGUAAGUUUCUUUAUUAAAAUGUUGAUAUGAUUAAGUGAAAGUCAUUAAUUAAAUUAUGGUUGACUAUGAACUUGAAAUUAUAUUUCUGUAUAAUAUUUAUUGCUUUAAAAGCAAAUAUACUCUGAAUCAAUUAACUCCAUGUUGACAUCGCUUGAAAGUUAAUAGGUUUAUUUAUAAUUCAAUGUUUUCAGUAUAAAAAAGCAUGAGAUUUUGAAUUUUCCAGUUAAAUCCAUGCUCUUUUGUCGCUAAAUUAAUAUUUCAUUCUCAUUUCAACAUCGAAUUAACUGAACUGUGGAAAAAUUGAAUUAUUUUGUAAUUUCAUAUAACUUUCUCAUCAGUAGACCAGGUUGACUAGAAAAGCCUUAUCAUAUAUUGGAUAUAGUAUUAUAGGCAAGUUUUCAAUAAUAUGGAGUGUGAUUGUAGAUAUGUUGAACAGAAUAAUUUCCCCUCAAUGUUGUAAGUGAUUUUGUGAAUAAAUCAUGCCAUUUCUAGUUCAA
Messenger RNA from Nilaparvata lugens (brown planthopper), 3957 nucleotides. It is a transcript of the gene Rcd1, whose product is annotated as KAT8 regulatory NSL complex subunit 3. Bases 250 to 2760 code for a protein of 836 amino acids. Lineage: Eukaryota; Metazoa; Arthropoda; Insecta; Hemiptera; Delphacidae. Gene Ontology annotation, biological process: positive regulation of transcription by RNA polymerase II. The transcript has 15 exons. Gene Ontology annotation, cellular component: NSL complex. The record is from RefSeq and is a predicted model, not a curated record.